UGCUUGCUUGCGUUUGUGCCUCACUGACUACACUCGACUCGGCCAACCAUAAACUCCUUUUAGUUUUGAGUUAUGUUGGUGUUAGGGUUUGUGUGUCAUCGUUGUCGACAUUUUCAGCGUCUCUAGUGUCUUCUACGUUGUGUGAAUUUAAUUACUGGCAUUUAAAAUUAAAAGAAAAAAACAACCAACAACAACAACAACAACAACAACAACAACAACAACAACAACAAUUACAACCAAACCUAAAGAAAAACUCUAAUCAUUAUAUUUGAGUAUAAGUGAAUAGGUUUGUGUUUGUAUGAGUUUGCGGUUACACUAAUUUACAGCAUCACAUUUGUGUUGACAACGCCACCAUCAAACGAACGAACACCAUAGCAAAGCAAAUAUCAGUGGAACACAAUGCCAGAUACGAUUUCUGUUAUAGAUCACAGAAGAAUCACUGAAGAUACCAAUGACAAAGCUUCGACGUGUGGCAAACUCCUGAUAUGUCUCUCGGUGGUUUUGGUUAUUCUAACAUUACCCUUUAGUUUAUUUGUAUGCUUUAAGGUGGUCCAGGAAUAUGAACGUGCUGUUAUCUUUAGAUUGGGUCGUUUAAUGCAGGGUGGGGCCAAAGGACCAGGAAUAUUUUUUAUACUGCCCUGCAUUGAUUCGUACGCCAGAGUGGACUUACGUACCAGAACAUAUGAUGUGCCACCGCAAGAGGUUCUAACAAAAGAUAGUGUUACUGUAUCAGUGGAUGCUGUCGUUUAUUAUCGUGUUUCGAAUGCAACAGUUUCCAUAGCGAAUGUAGAAAAUGCCCAUCAUUCUACACGUCUACUGGCGCAAACAACUCUACGCAACACAAUGGGAACACAACACUUGCAUGAAAUACUCAGUGAACGUAUGACAAUUUCCGACACGAUGCAGGUGCAACUAGAUGAAGCCACUGAUGCCUGGGGCAUUAAAGUCGAACGUGUUGAAAUCAAAGAUGUACGUUUACCCGUCCAAUUACAAAGAGCCAUGGCUGCCGAAGCUGAAGCAGCCCGAGAGGCUAGAGCCAAAGUGAUCGCCGCCGAGGGGGAACAGAAAGCUUCAAGAGCUUUACGUGAAGCGUCCGAAGUUAUUGGCGAUUCACCAGCCGCUUUACAAUUACGCUAUUUGCAGACUUUAAGUGCUAUCUCGGCUGAAAAGAAUUCGACCAUAGUGUUUCCAUUGCCGAUAGAUUUGAUUACCUAUUUUCUGAAAUCAAACGAUGCUGAUACAAUAAAAACAGCCGCCGAUACAGCCCAAGCUAUUGCCGAUCGAGAAGCUUCGCCGGCUCAUGUCGCAAGUACCGUCACACCUGUAACAACAACGGCUGCUAUGUAAAUUUCCAAUAUCACAACAUUAAUUAUAUUAUAAAAUCGAGAUCACAACCACAAAAAAACAACAAAAACAAAAAC
Messenger RNA from Glossina fuscipes, 1421 nucleotides. RefSeq names its product band 7 protein AGAP004871. The coding region runs from base 400 to 1347 and encodes 315 amino acids. Gene Ontology annotation, cellular component: plasma membrane. Lineage: Eukaryota; Metazoa; Arthropoda; Insecta; Diptera; Glossinidae. The transcript has 9 exons. The record is from RefSeq and is a predicted model, not a curated record.